AUGUUCCCGUCACUUCCUACUAUGACUGUACUCGUUCCACUGUUGUCGUUAGCUGGUCUGUUUUAUUCAGCCAGUGUGGAUGAAAACUUUCCCCAGGGAUGCACAAGCACAUCCAGCCUCUGUUUCUACAGUCUGCUGCUUCCCAUUACAAUCCCCGUUUACGUGUUUUUCCAUCUCUGGACCUGGAUGGGCCUGACACUCUUCCGCCACAACUAGGAUGCGGAGGGUCUGUUAGCAAAGAAUAUGGUAGCAGUCCACAACAUGGUAUCUUACAGAUUCUAAAGUAAGGGACCACAUAGUGAAUUAAAUAGAUCUCCACAAAGGUGCCUCCCAAGUCUAUAGAAGAUCUGCAUGCCUUUUAAGGAAAGCAACUUCCCAGUUCAACACUGGUAGCACCAAACCAUAUUUGUGAGAACCAUUAAGCCUAGAAGAAACUGUGGGGUUGCAAAAUGAAGUCCUGUGACGUAUCACAUCAUGUGGACAAGACUGCCUUCAUGGGCUUCACUUUCUCUCCCUUGUGUGCAUGGGGGCGAGGGCUGAGAUUGCCCCAAGCCAACCCUAACGGAGCCGACAAGUGAACACAUUCAAACCAUCUAUCGAGUUCAUUAAAAAUGCUCUGUGUAAAGCUUGACAGACAGCUUUCUCCCUUACACGUUCUUGAAAUCAGGAUUUGCAUACCUUCUCCUUCGCCAGCAACGCACAGAAGAGCAGUCUUUCAUGCAGGGAUUUUGUAAAGUGAGAAGUUGUCUUUUGUGCACUAGAUAUUGAGCUCUCAGGUUACAGAUGGUUUAAAACCAGGUGUAGCAGUAAGGAGGCAUACUCUCUUGCAUUUCGCUACCCUGUAGGGUUGCAGAUAUCCGGCUGUUUGAAUUCAUGUAUGCAAAAGGAUUGGAAUUCACACACAGUGCUGUGGAAGUGAUCAGCACUGGAUGAAAAUGUUACCGAAUAGCAAACUUUUAGUUUUUAAAUAAAACCACCUUUAAACCCA
Messenger RNA from Sphaerodactylus townsendi, 988 nucleotides. RefSeq names its product phosphatidylinositol glycan anchor biosynthesis class Y (gene PIGY). The coding region runs from base 1 to 216 and encodes 71 amino acids. The record is from RefSeq and is a predicted model, not a curated record. NCBI's taxonomy places the organism in Eukaryota, Metazoa, Chordata, Lepidosauria, Squamata, Sphaerodactylidae. The transcript has a single exon.